GAGAAGCCGUAGAAACGAAACCGCCUCAGCUGAAAAACUGCCAUCGUUCUUUUCCAGAUCUCUAACACUUUUCAAGAGUCAGGAUAUGAAACGAAAGUCCAAAGUGACAACCAGUAGAGAAAACGAAAUUUUUAGUAGCGAAAUUGGUCUUAAAAACAAGAAUGAAAAGAAUAUCGUGACAAGCAAGUGCAAACUGGAAGAAGAAGCUGACACGCCAGGUGACUUGGUGGAUUUUGACAAAGUUCCUUCGUUUUUCCGCGAGCCUUUUAUAAUAUCGAGCUAUCGCAAGUGUGAUUCUUCCGCUUGGCAUUGUUUCAAAAGCCUAUUUCAAGCCACCAACGAGACGAUCAACAUCUGGAGUCAUGUUUUGGCGUUUGCUGUUUUCGCGCUUCGCUUUGCUUCAGUAUUCGCAAAACACAAGCCGUGGGACGAUACGUUCGUAUAUCCACUCGUCUGCUUCGCAUUCGGGAUUUGUGUAAUGCUUGCCAUGAGUGCUGGUGCGCACUUGUUCAACUGUAUGUCGAUUAAAGCCCGUCAUGUCUGCUUCUUCUUCGAUUAUGCUGCCAUUAGCGUGUACACCUUCACAGCUGGGCAAGUAUUUUAUUUUUAUUCUAGGCCGUUGAACACAAAUUGGAUGAUAUUCAACACUCCUGCUCUGUUCCUUGGCAUCUCCGCCGCCAUUUCUUUCGCAUCCACGUGGGCGUGUUGCUACUCGUUCUGCAGCAGAAGUCGUUUCGAUGCAGCUUUAAAAGCGGGCACUUACAUUAGCUCCUGGCUAUUUAACACUUCACCUUAUUUGACAAUGUUAUCAUUGUGUAACACAACAUUAACUUGUAGCAGUCCUCUAUCCAUACAGUACUUCAAUCGUCACUGCUUAUUCUACGCGGGCGGGACGCUUGCGUAUGUCUUCCGCGUCCCGGAACGUCUAAUGAUUGGCGUUUUCGACGUGCUAGGGCACAGCCAUCAUUUUCUUCAUAUUCUGUGCGCAAUCGGUGCAGCAGAUGAGUUUUCAGCUGUUGAACUGGACAUGCUGCAGAGAAAGGCAAUAAUCGAGCCACUCCCAGGACCCACAUUCUCAAACAGUAUUUUGUUAACGAUUUUAGUCGUUCUUGGAAACAUCUCAGUAGUACUAUUAUGUACUAGGUAUUUAAAUCUGCGAAAACACUGACUUGACCCAAGAGAUUAUAUUUUAUAAUCUCUUAUUGGAACGAAAGGACUAUAAGACAGAAAUUGAGAAUUUCGUUAAAUGUCCAUGCAUCUAGAAGUUCUCAAUGAAUUUAAACUAUUAGCCGUAAAACUGGACAAAAAAAUUAACCAUUAGAGUUAGAGACCCUCUCUCUGUUGAGGUGUUGACCAAUAAAGAGGGUCUGGAUGAGGUUAACUGACAACUGACAAAUGAACAAAAUUUUAACUGACAAGUGACAAAUCCGCGCUGAAAAACUAACUGACAACUGACAUUUGUGGUGGGCUUUUACUGACAACUGACAAAAGCCCGGAUCGCCCUUAGUAUCCUAAAAACUGGAUGUAAAAUAAGGACAGUUGAUUUAUUGUAUUCACUGAAAGUACAAAUUCCAUUACAUAUCAGUAGGAGUACGCCAGAGUGUCCUAUUUUGUUAAUAAUUAACGCAUGUGCCAUCCACAUCAAGGUCAUAUGUCACAUAUCAG
Stylophora pistillata is the source of this 1665-nucleotide messenger RNA. Its product is annotated as membrane progestin receptor gamma-B-like. Gene Ontology annotation, molecular function: signaling receptor activity. Gene Ontology annotation, cellular component: membrane. Lineage: Eukaryota; Metazoa; Cnidaria; Anthozoa; Scleractinia; Pocilloporidae. The record is from RefSeq and is a predicted model, not a curated record.